Molecule: messenger RNA, 4811 nt
Organism: Cercocebus atys (sooty mangabey)
Lineage: Eukaryota; Metazoa; Chordata; Mammalia; Primates; Cercopithecidae
Gene: NRROS
Product: negative regulator of reactive oxygen species
Exons: 3
Coding region: 2453-4531 (692 amino acids)
Molecular function (GO): protein binding
Source: RefSeq, a predicted model, not a curated record
CUCCAACCUGGGCAACAAGAACAAAACUCUGUCUCAAAAACACAAAACAAAAAACAAAAAGAGGAGGAGGUGGUGUCACCAGAGCCUGGGGUCAGCGGAAGAAACUCUAGGAUGUCUCUGUCCAAGGCAGGGAGGAAGGGAGAGAAAUACUCUGGAUUCUUUCUGCCCUCUGCUCUCUGACCUCCAGGAGUGGCUUCCGUUGACUAAACCGCUGGAGGCCAGGUGACAGCAGCGUUCGAGAUUCAGAGCCUUCAGAAGUCAGAGCCCUGCCACACCGAGGGCAGCAGGGAAGGGGAAGGCAUGGCUCUGGGGACAAACUGCUGUGAGCCAGCACAGUCGUCUGUGCCCAAAGUUAGCCUUGCUCUGCAAUUUAUGAAUGUAGUUUUUGAUUGAACCUUCCUGCAUACCUUUUACACAUCUGGUUGGUGUAAUUCAUCCUUCCAGCCACAUUACUCAGGCCUUUAUUUUAGACUUUGUGGAGCUGCUGAAUUACCGUGGAGAUUACACAGGAACAACCAGCACUCAGUCAAGUCACUGGUGUUUGAAACUCACAAGUCGUAAUUAAUAAUUGUGUUAUUACCUUUACAGCUACGAAGCCCUUUCACAUACAUGAGACUGGUUUAUUCUCAUGCAACUCUGGAAUAGUUAUCGUUAUUCCCAUUUUGUAGAUGGAUUCUCCGAGUCUUGGAGACUUUGAAUUCCUGAAGGACAAAUAACAAACAACAGAGGUGGAAUUCAAACUCCAGUCUGCUUGGUUCCAAAUUCCCUGAUCUUCCCAUGAUAUCCUGCUGCUUCCUGCCAGAAGGAGCUACCCAGGGCCACAGCGAGAGUUUUUCUGGGCCAGUUGGCUGAGUUUAGGAGGAAGGAGAGGAUAUGUUUUAAACUUGCAAAAUUCUAGAUGACCCAUAAAUUAAAAUGCCGUUGCUGAGUGUGACGCGAGGCCUGUCUUGCCUUCCAGUCUGAAGGUUACCUCCUCACUGAAGGACCUGCACUCUUGCCCUUACACAUCUAGAUUCAGUUCUUCAAUAUACAGGGCUGGCUGUUCUAGAAAGAUCGGAGUCACAGCAGUGGGUGCCACCCCACACCUGACAGAGGCAGGCAGGGAGGAAGGGAGGGUUCUUACCUCCCAUCUCCCUCAAUAAAAUUCAGGAUGCCCAGUGAAAUUUGAAUGUCAGAUAGGCAAUUUGUUGGUAUAAGGAUGUAUCUAGCAUUGAAAUGAUGCCUUGUAAUUUACUAAAUCUGAAACUAUGCAACCUCAUCUCAUGGUGGGCAGUGAUGUGAUCCCAGGUUUCAGGGGCGUGGGGGCGGGGAAGGGUGCUGGGGGAUUCUGAGGUCAGGAACCCAUACAGCUCUACUUUUGCCCUCUCUCCCCUGUGCCGGCCACAGGGUAGUGAUUCCUGUGUGGGUGCAGAGGCAGAAGUGGGUCUGGAAGGGGAUUCCCAGUGUCUGGCAAGUUCUGGUGAAUUCCGCAUUGGAGGUUCUCUCUGUAGUAAGGGGAGUUGGCCUGGCCUGAAGUGAAAGCUGGCUUACCGGGUUUCAUUUAGCUCUUCAGUUAGUCUGUUUGCACUGGUGGGCAUUCAAAUCUGAUCAAGAAGGUAAAAUGAGCCUUCAGGAUCCCUAAAUACAUGUGAAGAAAGGAAAGAGGAGGCCCCUGAGUGGCUGGAGCGAGCAGGUGGGAUGAGCUGGUGCCGCUGGCCCAGGAGAAGAUGGGAGGGCAGACACUGGGCCUCAGGUGGGUGUCAAGGGAAGGGGACAGACGGAAUGCUGGGGCCGGCUCUUGCUGCUGGGUCUGCAGAAUGCAGAGCUGGGGGCACGCACCAGGCGUCAGGUCCCCAGCAGGGCAGCAGUGAGUGCAGCCUCACUGCUGGGAGCAUCUGCCCUGCUCACUCAUCGGAGCUCGGGGAGCUCGGGGGCUGCUCUCAGCCCUGCCGCUAAGGCCAUCCACAACCUCCAGUGGUGUCUCUGAGCCUUUGUUCACCUGGCACAUGGGAUGAGUAUACUGCAUUUCCUUUUUGGCUCCUCUUAGUUCUGAAUCUCUGCUGGUGUGUGUAUGCCUUCAAGCCGCCUCAUUACCGCUGUUCUGCGUGCACCGGCCAGACAAGAGGGCUGGCAACCUCGUUUCGUUAACCGUCUUUAUUCUAUCCAAAGUUUUCUUCUUCAUUUUCCCCUCCAUUUUUCCCCCUGUCCAGGCAAAACAUCAAACCUCUUUUUCCAAAGGGUCAUAGUGAAAUGAGUUAACCGAAGAGGUCCGCCUCACAUCAGCAGCUGAGUAGUAACUCUGUGGGACAGGGGCUCCAAUCCGUUUCCAGUCUCAGUCCACUCUCCGAUUGUUCAUUCACUCACUCAGCAAGGACUUACUGAGCUCACAGGAUGCAUCAGGCCGAUCGGAGCUGGAGGCAGGAACGCUUCAGCAGAAUUACGAAAUGUGGGAAACUCCAGGGCUGCCCUUGAGAUGGAGUUGCUGCCCCUUUGGCUCUGCCUGGGUUUUCACUUCUUGACAGUGGACUGGAGGGACAGAAGUGUAAUGGCCACAGCAGCUUCCCAACGGGGCUGUAAGUUGGUGGGUGGAGACACUGACUGCCGAGGGCAGAGCCUUGCUUCGGUGCCCAGCAGCCUCCCGCCCCACGCCCGGACGCUCAUCCUGGAUGCCAACCCUCUCAAGGCCCUGUGGAAUCACUCCCUCCAGCCUUACCCUCUCCUGGAGAGCCUCAGCCUGCACAGCUGCCACCUGGAACGCAUCGGCCGCGGCGCCUUCCAGGAGCAAGGCCACCUGCGCAGCCUGGUCCUGGGGGACAACUGCCUUUCAGAGAACUACAAAGAGACGGCAGCGGCACUCCACACCCUGCCAGGCCUGCAGACGCUGGACUUGUCAGGAAACUCCCUGACGGAGGACAUGGCGGCCCUCAUGCUCCAGAACCUCUCCUCGCUGCAGUCCGUGUCCCUGGCGAGGAACACCAUCAUGCGGCUGGAUGACUCGGUCUUCGAGGGCCUGGAGCGUCUCCGGGAGCUGGAUUUGCAGAGGAACUACAUCUUUGAGAUUGAGGGAGGUGCUUUUGACGGCCUGACUGAGCUGAGACACCUCAACCUGGCCUACAACAACCUCCCCUGCAUUGUGGACUUCGGGCUCACACAGCUGCGGUCUCUCAACGUCAGCUACAAUGUCCUGGAGUGGUUCCUCGCGGCCGGGGGAGAGGCUGCGUUUGAGCUGGAGACGCUGGACCUGUCUCACAACCAGCUGUUGUUUUUCCCGCUGCUGCCGCAGUACAGCAAGUUGCAUACCCUCCUGCUGCGUGACAACAACAUGGGCUUCUACAGGGACCUGUACAACACCUCGUCGCCAAGGGAGAUGGUGGCCCAGUUCCUCCUUGUGGACGGCAAUGUGACCAACAUCACCACCGUCAACCUCUGGGAAGAAUUUUCCUCCAGCGACCUCGCAGAUCUCCGCUUCCUGGACAUGAGCCAGAACCAGUUCCAGUACCUGCCAGAUGGCUUCCUGAGGAAAAUGCCUUCCCUCUCCCACCUGAACCUCAACCAGAAUUGCCUGAUGACGCUUCACAUUCGGGAGCACGAGCCCCCUGGAGCGCUCACCGAGCUGGACCUGAGCCACAACCAGCUGUCAGAGCUGCACCUGACUCCAGGGCUGGCCAGCUGCCUGGGCAGCCUGCGCUUGUUCAACCUGAGCUCCAACCAGCUCCUGGGCGUCCCCCCUGGCCUCUUCGCCAAUGCCACGAACAUCACUACACUUGACAUGAGCCACAAUCAGAUCUCACUUUGUCCCCUGCCAGCUGCCUCGGACCGGGUGGGCCCCCCUAGCUGUGUGGAUUUCAGGAAUAUGGCAUCUUUAAGGAGCCUCUCUCUGGAGGGCUGUGGGCUGGGGGCAUUGCCAGACUGCCCAUUCCAAGGGACCUCCCUCACCUCCUUAGACCUCUCAAGCAACUGGGGGGUUCUGAAUGGGAGCCUCGCCCCACUCCGGGACGUUGCCCCCAUGUUACAGGUCCUGUCUCUCAGGAACAUGGGCCUCCACUCCAACUUUAUGGCGCUGGACUUCUCCGGGUUUGGGAAUCUGAGGGACUUAGACCUGUCGGGAAAUUGCUUGACCACCUUCCCAAGGUUUGGGGGCAGCCUGGCCCUGGAGACCCUGGAUCUCCGUAGAAACUCGCUCACAGCCCUUCCCCAGAAGGCUGUGUCUGAGCAGCUCUCGAGAGGUCUGCGGACCAUCUACCUCAGUCAGAAUCCGUAUGACUGCUGUGGGGUGGACGGCUGGAGGGCCCUGCAGCAGGGGCAGACGGUGGCCGACUGGGCCACGGUCACUUGUAACCUCUCCUCCAAGAUCAUCCACCUGGCGGAGCUGCCCGGGGGUGUGCCUCGGGACUGUAAGUGGGAGCGGCUGGACCUGGGCCUGCUCUACCUGGUGCUCAUCCUCCCCAGCUGCCUCACCCUGCUGGUGGCCUGCACCCUCAUCGUCCUCACUUUUAAGAAGCCUCUGCUUCAGGUCAUCAAGAGCCGCUGCCACUGGUCCUCUGUUUACUGACCUGCCUGUGUGCCAAGACUCGAAACUUGGUCUGCACACAACAGGACAUUUUCUCUUUUCCCUGCUAGCUUUCAAGAUGGGAUGCAGAGGCCAAGUCUGACGAAUUGAAGUUUCAAUUAAAAUUUAAAAUGUUUCCAUUCCUCAUCUCCACCCCCCGCCCCCCACCCAAGUUCUUUUUCCAUCAUUAUAAUUCAUCCUCAUUAUCGUGGUAAAAUAUUUAUUAGGUGACAUUUUAUAGAAAUAAAAGGCAACGUGUCUCAUAAAUAUUUUUUAAAUUAAA